Messenger RNA from Fusarium sp. VM40, 1353 nucleotides. The record is from the annotation of a GenBank genome assembly. Lineage: Eukaryota; Fungi; Ascomycota; Sordariomycetes; Hypocreales; Nectriaceae.
AUGCCUGGCUCGAUCAAGUCUAUCAAGCGCAGGGCUACGGCCAAGUCGGCAGCCAAGCGUAUUGGCAGGAUGUUCAAACGCACAAACAGUGACGAUCCUGAGGCAAUCACUUCCACCGAACCCAAAGAUUCCUUCGAAGGGACCAGACCUUCGAUAUCCUCUCGAUACUCAACAUCCUCGCGUAUGACCGUAAGGGAAGAUGGCGAGUCACCUUCGCCUUCAACCAAGGACCAAUUCCGACCUUUUGCGUCACUGUUUGAUCCCAGACGCCAGAAAGGGUCGGAUAUGGUUUCCCGCCCGCCUCUGGUUUCAGCCAAUUCAGAACCCGUGCCUGGAGCUGUUGAGCCUGCGGAGGCUACUAAGUUAAUUGAGGUUGCAAAACCCGUCGAGCAUGAAGCACUCACUUCAUCGGUACGUAACGGACCGGAAAUAGAUGAAAAGCAGCUAGAGCCUGCCCAACAACCGGAUAAGAUUGAAAAGAAGCCUGAAACGAAGAUCGAGCAGGCGAUAGAGAAGCAACUCCGGCCUGAAUCUCCACCCAGACUAGCAGCCAGACCUUUACCAUAUCCCCCAGCAGUACAAGCUACCACAGAACGGCCCGAGUCCCCAAUUCUCCCUGCAAAAGAGUUUAGGGAGAAACCGAUACUGAAUUCAUCCCUCACUCUUGAGCCUGAGCCCGAAACUGAAUCAAAGGCCGAGGCCAAGCUGGAGCCGGCCAAGAAGCCGAUCAUUCCAUCCCCAACUGUGGAAGACGUAGCCGAAGAGCUCAGGCCGAAUGCCUUCCACUCCAAGAGCCCUGUUCCACCUCGUCCCACAGUGGAAGAUGAGCCAGAGACUAUUGCAGAGCCCGUGAAAGAAGCCAGCGCAGAGGCUGAGUCAAAGGUCGCGUCAAAGGUCGCGCAUGAUGGGAGACAUAGGACAGAACUAAAAAAUAUUCCAUCCAAGCCUCAGCCAAAGGAAAAGAAGCCAAAUGUUGAGGCCAAAUCUCCAUCAAAAGACGAGUCUAAGACUGUCCCUAUUGUUCCCAAGGCUACACGCAAGUCUAAAGAAGUCAAGCCAUUACCUCGAGUCACAGCCACUCCGAGUAACUCAACGGCACCGAAGAAACCUUCUGUCCCAGCAACAUUAUCCCCUGUUCAUGGCACUUCCGCCCUCAGCAUAUCGUUUCAACUUACACGAACCGUAUUCGUACCCGAUACUGCCCCAGCUCCUUACACAGCUCGUCCCCCUAUCACAGCCCAGACUCCGAUGAUUGCCACGGCCCCCAAAGUCGCCAGAUCCAUGUUUGCUUGGACUGUACCAGAGCCUGCCUCGGCCCCUAUCAUCGCCGCAGCUCCACAGCGAGCAUAUUGA